Messenger RNA from Protobothrops mucrosquamatus (brown spotted pit viper), 2438 nucleotides. RefSeq names its product NUAK family kinase 1 (gene NUAK1). Gene Ontology annotation, biological process: intracellular signal transduction; microtubule cytoskeleton organization; protein phosphorylation. Bases 1 to 2064 code for a protein of 687 amino acids. NCBI's taxonomy places the organism in Eukaryota, Metazoa, Chordata, Lepidosauria, Squamata, Viperidae. The transcript is spliced from 7 exons. Gene Ontology annotation, cellular component: cytoplasm. Gene Ontology annotation, molecular function: protein serine/threonine kinase activity; ATP binding; tau-protein kinase activity. The record is from RefSeq and is a predicted model, not a curated record.
AUGGAUAGGACUGCGCUGGAUGGCAGCAGCACAGAAGCUCCCCAGCGAUGCUGCCGGGAGGCUGCGCGGACUGUGCGUGAAGCGGCGGGAGCGGCUAUGGAGGAGUCCGCAGCGGAGGCUCCUUCUUCAGGGGACUCGGCUGCUUCGGCCGUCAGCCCUGUCAGCGCUCCCCAACAGGAACUGAGGCAGCAGCAGCAGCAGCAGCAGCAAGGGGUCAAGAGGCACCAUCACAAACACAACCUGAAACAUCGCUACGAGUUGCAAGAAACGCUGGGCAAGGGUACCUAUGGCAAAGUCAAGAGGGCCAUCGAGAGGUUCUCAGGCAGAAUGGUUGCAAUAAAAUCCAUCCGUAAGGACAAAAUUAAGGAUGAACAAGAUAUGAUUCACAUCAGACGGGAGAUUGAAAUUAUGUCAUCUCUUAGCCAUCCUCAUAUCAUCACCAUAUAUGAAGUAUUUGAGAACAAAGAUAAAAUAGUGAUCAUCAUGGAAUAUGCAAGUAAAGGGGAAUUGUAUGAUUACAUCAGUGAGAGACGAAGGCUAAAUGAAAGAGAGACAAGACACUUCUUCCGGCAAAUUGUUUCAGCAGUUCAUUAUUGUCAUAAGAAUGGUGUCGUUCACAGGGAUUUAAAACUGGAAAAUAUUCUUCUUGAUGACAAUUGUAACAUCAAGAUUGCAGACUUUGGACUUUCAAAUCUUUAUCAGAAAGAUAAAUUUCUCCAGACUUUCUGUGGAAGUCCACUAUAUGCAUCUCCUGAAAUUGUUAAUGGAAGACCUUACCGAGGACCAGAGGUUGACAGCUGGGCUCUUGGUGUUUUACUUUAUACUCUGGUUUAUGGAACAAUGCCCUUUGAUGGCUUUGAUCACAAAAAUCUGAUCAGGCAGAUCAGUAGUGGAGAAUAUCGUGAGCCAACACAGCCCUCAGAUGCUCGUGGUCUGAUCAGAUGGAUGCUGAUGGUGAAUCCUGAGCGCAGAGCAACUAUUGAAGACAUUGCCAACCAUUGGUGGGUUAACUGGGGCUAUAAGAGUACUGUUUGUGAUUGUGAUGCCUUGCAAGACUCUGAGUCCCCUCUGCUAUCUAGAUUCAUAGACUGGCAUCAUCGUUCCAAUGGCCUCCAGCCAGAGACUGAGACCAAAAUGAAGUGCCUUUCUAAACCAAAAGGAUCUGAAGUCCAUUUAGAGAGACAGCGAUCCCUAAAAAAAUCAAAGAAGGAAAAUGACAUUGCACAGUCUAUCCAAGAAGGAGUUGACAACUCCUGCAAAUUAAAUUCCAAGAGGCCAAAGGGUAUUUUGAAGAAGAGGAGCAACAGUGAACAUCGGUCUCACAGUGCAGGAUUCAUAGAAGGAGUAGUCAAUCCAGUAUUACCCUCCGCUUUUAAAAAAGAACAAGAAUUAUGUAGAACAGGUGUACCAGUUAAGAGCGUUUUGGAGGGGGAUAUAAUGGGUAAAUACAGCACUAAGCAGUCUUCUUUAAUGCCAAAAAAGGGAAUCCUCAAGAAGACUCAGCAAAGAGAAUCUGGAUAUUACUCAUCUCCAGAACGGAGUGAAUCUUCAGAACUCCUGGAUCAUAACGAGGAGGCAGGAAACAGUGACACAUCCCCAAAUAUCAUUGAAACAUUAAGAAUAGAGUCUUAUAGUCAUUCCUACAGACGGAAGGGUAUUUUAAAACACAGUAGCAAGUAUUCCACCACUACUGCACAUUCAGCUUUGAUCCACUCUGAUAGACCAGUCACGAAAGGCAUGGAGGAAGCAGGUUUGUCUGUAGAUGGAUUAUCUCGAAGUUACAGCCGCCCUUCUAGUGUGAUUAGCGAUGACAGCAUUCUUUCCAGUGACUCUUUUGACUUGGUGGACUUGCAAGAGAGCAAACUUAGAAUAAGAAGCUGUGUGUCAGCUGAGAACUUCCUCCAGAUCCAAGAUUUGCAAGGACUUCAAAAAAACCGCUCACGACCACAAUACCUGAAGCGUUACCGAAGUCGGACAAGUGAUAGUUUUUCUCUUCUUACAGACAUGGAUGAUGUCACUCAGGUCUACAAGAAGGCUCUGGAAAUCUGUAACAAACUUAAUUAGCAGAUGGGAAAAAGUAGGACUGGAGAGAAAGGAUCUUGGGUACCUUUAUGAUGGAGUUGGCCCAAUUGUCAAUUAGCUGAUAGUGACAACAUUGUUCUAAGGAGAAGCCCUUCAAAAUACCACCUCAUACUUAUUAUUCAAACUUGGAAUUUAUGCAAUUAAAAUACUACCUAAUGUCCAAAGAAAUUAUGGUAAUAUAUGAAGAAAACUCUCUGGCAGAUAGAAAAAAAUAAAAUAUUCCAGUGGUGUAAGUUGAAGCUAGAUAAAAUGUAAACUGGAAAAGGGUACUUUUAAUUUUUGUUAGGGAAGGUAACGAACUAGUGGAAAAGCUAUAAUUUUAAGAGUAAAAAAUAAUCAACAGUUAAAUAUAAUAA